AUGGGUUCCAUCGAUUACAAGUUUGAGGGCUGGCUUGGCCUGGACAAGUCAGCUUCCGAGGGAAACAUGCAAUGGGCUGAAUUCGAGCCCAAGCCAUGGGAGGAGACGGACGUCGACAUCAAGGUUUCACACUGCGGCAUCUGUGGGAGUGACAUUCACACCCUGCGCAGUGGUUGGGGCCCUACUCUCUACCCUUGCUGCGUCGGCCAUGAAAUCGUCGGGACAGCCGUCCGGGUUGGUUCCAAGGCCGUGGGUGGAAUCAAGGUCGGCGACCGUGUUGGCGUCGGCGCGCAAAGUGACUCUUGCCAGGGACGCAAGGGUGACUGCGAGGCGUGCGCGUCGGGCAUGGAGAACUACUGCGCUGUCCAUCACGUUGGAACCUACAACGGUACUCACGUCAACGGCGGGAAAUCGUACGGCGGUUAUGCCCUUUACAACCGCGCCCCUUCGCGCUUCGUGGUCAAGAUCCCGGACAGCAUCCCCUCUGCCGAGGCUGCGCCCAUGUUGUGUGCUGGGAUCACAACAUACAGCCCGUUGAAAACCCACGGCGUGGGUCCUGGGAAAACCGUCGGAAUCAUCGGGCUCGGCGGCUUAGGCCACUUCGGCGUUAUGUGGGCUAAAGCACUCAAGGCGGACCGGGUGGUUGUCAUCUCGCGUACCUCGGCCAAGAAGGACGACGCCAUCAAGAUGGGGGCCGAUGACUUCAUCGCCACGGAGGAGGACCCGGCGUGGACCAAAAAGCACGCUUCCACGCUCGACGUGAUUGUCUGCACUGUCUCGUCGUCCUCGAUGCCCUUGAUGCAAUAUCUGGCGCUGCUGCGUUUUGACGGCACAUUUGUGCAGGUCGGCGCCCCGGAGGACGGCCUCCCUACUAUCCAGCAGUUCCCGUUCAUCUUGAAGCGUCUCAAGCUUACCGGUUCCCUUGUUGGCUCCCCGGGCGAGAUUAGGGAGAUGUUGCAGCUCGCUGCGGACCAGAAGGUCAGGUCUUGGGUUCAGGAGAUUCCGAUGAAGGAUGCGAACAGGGCCAUUGUGGAUAUGGAGUCAGGGAACCCGAGAUACCGCUAUGUGCUGGUCAAUGAGCCAGAUGGCCCGGUGAAGGCGGGGCUUUAA
Dichotomopilus funicola is the source of this 1110-nucleotide messenger RNA. Its product is annotated as chaperonin 10-like protein. The record is from RefSeq and is a predicted model, not a curated record. Gene Ontology annotation, biological process: alcohol metabolic process. Bases 1 to 1110 code for a protein of 369 amino acids. Gene Ontology annotation, molecular function: alcohol dehydrogenase (NADP+) activity; zinc ion binding. NCBI's taxonomy places the organism in Eukaryota, Fungi, Ascomycota, Sordariomycetes, Sordariales, Chaetomiaceae. The transcript is spliced from 2 exons.